CCCGGGGCAGCUGCAGCUCCGGCCGUGCAGUGCCAGGCUCGCGGCUGUGGGCACCCAGCUGCGAGUGGGAGGUAACCUGGAGUUCUCAAAAUGUUUGCCAAGGCAACAAAGAAUUUCCUCAAAGAAGUUGAUGAUGGAGGAAACCUUAUCGCAGUGUCAAGCCUGAAUGACUCCGAUAAGUUACAACUUCUAAGUCUGGUGGUCAAAAAAAACAGAUUCUGGUGCUGGCAGAGACCCAAAUACCAGCUUUUAUCCGUCAGCCUGGGAGACGUGCUCACAGAAGGCCAAUUUCUGAGUCCAGUGGUUGUGGAAUCGGACUUUGUGAAAUACGAGGGCAAGUUUGAAAACCAUGUGAGUGGGAGCAUCGAGACGGCCCUGGGGAAGGUGACGCUGAAUGCCGGCAGCAAAGGCCUGGUGGAGACUCAGUCUUCGUUUGGGACCCUGAGGAAGCAGGAGGUGGACCUGCAGCAGCUCCUCAGAGACGCUGUGGAGAGGACGAUAAAUCUGAAAAGCCCUCUGCUGCAGCAGGUGUUGGAGAGGAGGAACGAAGUCCUGUGUGUCCUGACAGAGAAGAUAGUGACGACGCAGAAGUGUGUGGUAUCGGAGCACAUCCAGGUCCAGGAGAAGUGUGGCGGCAUGGUGGGGAUCCGAACCAAGACCGUGCAGGUGUCAGCUAUGGAAGACGGGACCACCACCAAGGACACCAACGUGGUGCUGGAGAUCCCCGCUUCGACCACCAUCGCCUACAGUGUCCUCGAGUUGUACGUGAAGCUGGACGGCCAGUUCGAAUUCUGCCUCCUACGAGGGAAGUGCGGCGGCUUUGAGCUCGAGAGGAGUGACCUGGUCUUCCUGGAACCCCUGCCCUUCAGAGAGUUUGCAUUUAGGGACAUGCCGGAUGCUGGGCAGGGACCAUCUGCCCCAGAUGAACCACUGAGUGUUUUAAAACAAGUGACGCUGCCCCUGGAGAGGGCUUUCCAUCCCUUUGGACGGCUGCCAGAGCAGGAGCAGACAGCGCUGAGUGGUGUCCUUCAGGUGGUCCUGUUUGAUGAGGAGUUGCUCGUGGUCCUGGAACAAGUGUGUGAUGACAUGGUCAGCGGCCUGCCGCCCCCACUGGCAGUACUUGGGGAGCUGAAGCCUCUCCAGAGGCAGAACCUCACGGCCUUCCUGCAGCUGGUGGGGUGCAGCAUGCAGGGCGAGUGUCCAGGCCCACAGGGUGUGGUCAGCAACCAGAAGCUCUUUGCUACGGCCUACUUCUUGGUCAGUGCACUAGCAGAAAUGCCAGAUAAUGCAGCAGCUCUGCUGGGCACCUGCUGUAAACUCCAGAUUAUUCCUACGCUGUGUCACUUGCUCCACGCACUGUCCACCGGUGGAGACCCUGAUCUUGGAGACACAGCCCUGGCCCCUCUGAGAGACACAGAACAGUUUGGGAUCGUGCAGCGCCUGCUUGCCACAGCCAACGUUACCCUGGAGAGACGACAGUCCUCUGUAAAAGCCGUCACCUGCCAAGUCCCUAACAUUUCCCCACUCAUUCUUUAUAUAAGCCUGAGUGGGCUCCAUGCUUUAGGCAGAGCACGUCAAUGA
Messenger RNA from Artibeus jamaicensis (Jamaican fruit-eating bat), 1581 nucleotides. RefSeq names its product gasdermin E (gene GSDME). Gene Ontology annotation, biological process: programmed cell death. Bases 91 to 1581 code for a protein of 496 amino acids. The record is from RefSeq and is a predicted model, not a curated record. The transcript has 10 exons. NCBI's taxonomy places the organism in Eukaryota, Metazoa, Chordata, Mammalia, Chiroptera, Phyllostomidae. Gene Ontology annotation, cellular component: cytoplasm.